CAAGUAUAGGUUAAGCUGAGGAAGUAAACUGUGGCGAGGACAGAAGUAGCAUAGUGACAGUCUGUAUCGUAGCCGUUGUCACUCUAUAGUCAUCUAAUCAAAUGGCAACCAUCUCUGCUGCUACCACAAGUCCAUCCAUCAGCCGCGCAGGUCUUGCGCAAAAGCGGCCUCUUGGGGUCUCAGCUUCUCCCGUUCUUGGUUUGGCAGCAAUGGGUAAGGUGGGGGGAGUGAGGUGCUCCAUGGAGGGGAAGGAAAACAGGUCAAGCAUGGGAAUGGGGGCCUCUUUGGCAGCAGCUGCCUGGGCUGCAGCGAUGUCAAGCCCAGCCAUGGCCCUGGUGGAUGAGAGACUGAGCACUGAAGGAACCGGGCUUCCCUUUGGUCUCAGCAACAACCUUCUUGGUUGGAUCCUGUUCGGCGUCUUUGGUCUCAUAUGGGCUCUCUAUUUUAUCUACGCUUCCUCUCUUGAUGAGGAUGAAGAGUCUGGAUUGUCCCUUUAAAGGGUGGUUGGGAGAUGAUGGAUUCAUGUAGAAACUGCAAAGACUUGUGUUAAAACAACUUACUUGUCUGCUUUCUUUCAAAUUGCACAUGUUUCUUUAAUUUAAUUCCUAAGCAUCCAUAUUUGAAUAAGAUAACCAGAAGCAAGGUUCGGCUUUUGCCUAUUAUGCUUUUAA
Molecule: messenger RNA, 671 nt
Organism: Cajanus cajan (pigeon pea)
Lineage: Eukaryota; Viridiplantae; Streptophyta; Magnoliopsida; Fabales; Fabaceae
Product: photosystem II reaction center W protein, chloroplastic
Biological process (GO): photosystem II stabilization; photosynthesis
Cellular component (GO): chloroplast thylakoid membrane; photosystem II; chloroplast
Source: RefSeq, a predicted model, not a curated record